GAGAAAAUAGUUUCAAUUUUCAACUUACUUGCAUCCAGGAUCAUCCUUGACCCCUUGAAGGAAGUUUUUCACCAGCGUGCAAUGUGGCUAUGGCGGUGGCAAAGUUUGAAGACCUUGGCCUUGACGACCGUUUGUUGAAAGCUGUUGGACGACUAGGAUGGUCUGCUCUUACUGAUGUUCAGGCUAAAGCUAUUCCACUAGCUCUGGAAGGCAAGGAUGUGUUGGUGAAAGCACGGACAGGCUCUGGAAAGACAGCUGCCUAUGCUCUGCCUGUUCUGGAGAAAGUGCUGCAGUCGAAGAAGGACCAGACGGCGUCCAGUCAAGCAGCUCAUGUACGGGCUCUCAUACUGGUGCCGACCAAGGAGCUGGCUGUGCAAGCCCUUACCAAUAUCAAGGAUUUAUCGUCUAGCUGUACACGCGAUGUCCGUGUGGCCGAUGUCUCGUCACAUUCCACGUCAACAACACAGAGGACCAUUCUGUUGGAGCAGCCAGACAUCGUGAUUGGUACACCUGGCCGUAUGCUGUCUUGUCUCAAAUCUAAGUUGAUUGACCUGCAGCACCUCAGCUUCCUGGUCAUUGACGAAGCAGACUUGGUGUUUUCGUUUGGCUUUGAGGAGGACGUGCGUAAUGUCAUCGAGUACCUACCUAACAUUUGUCAGUCAUUCCUGGUCUCAGCAACGCUGUCAAAGGAUGUUGAGAAGCUGAAGGAGAUUGUAUUACAUAACCCAGUUGUAGUAGGAAUUGAAGAAAGCGCGCUGCCCGACCGCUCACAGCUUAGCCAGUUUCACAUCAGUUGUCUGGACGAUGACAAGUUUCUGAUCAUGUAUACUUUGCUCAAGCUGAGGUUACUGCUUGGCAAGUCACUAAUCUUUGUCAACGGUAUUGACAGAAGCUACAGACUAAAGCUGUUCCUGGAGCAAUUUGGCAUCAAGACCUGUGUCCUGAACUCAGAGCUGCCCCAGAACUCCAGGCAGCACGUGGUGGAACAGUUCAACCGUGGCAUUUACGACAUUCUGAUAGCUAGUGAUGAGAGCACACCAGAUUCAGCUGCAGAUAAGCCCGGGAAAAGCAAGAAAAAGAGAGCUCGUGGUGACAAGGAAUUUGGCGUUGCUCGUGGCAUUGACUUCCAUGGUGUUGAAGCUGUUGUCAACUUUGACUUUCCGCUAACUGCUGAUUCCUACGUCCAUCGUGUUGGAAGAACGGCGCGUGGCAUGGAGGCAGGCAAUGCUCUGUCCCUCGUCUCUCCAUCGGAAACCUUCCGGCUACGUAAAGCUGAGAAGAAGCUCCAAGUAGCAGCAGGAUGUGUUGCGGAGGACGCAGAGCCGUUUGUGAAGCCGUACGCGUUCAAGAUGUCUGAAAUUGAGGGCUUCCGUUAUCGGGCAAAUGAUGCAUUGAGGAGUGUCACCAAAAUAGCAAUAAAGGAAGCUCGACUAAAAGAAAUCCGUGCAGAAUUGCUUAACUCGGAGAAACUCAAGUCCUACUUUGAAGACAAUCCACGCGACCUGCAGAUCUUGCGCCAUGACAAAGUGCUGCAUCCAGUGCCAGCACCGGCACAUCUGAAAAACGUACCGUCGUAUUUAGUUCCCAAGGCUCUAGAGAAGACCUUCAGAAGCAGUCACCCACACGGUGCAAAGCAACAGCGGAAACCGGUCAAGCGUGGCGAUCCGUUCAAGAAAGGCUCGGCGGUCAAUAAGCGGAAAAGAGAUCCCCUCCGUAGCUACAAAGCAGAGAAAGGCUACGGCGCAGAUAAGCGGCGGAACAAUGCGUUCUUUAGCAAAGAUAAGGGUCGGCCGAAGGCCAAGAGAAAAGGCUAGGUAGCUGUACGAAGAGUGCGGCGAUACAUCCAGCAACAACAAAGCGUUGUGCUCUAUCUUCAGCAAGGUCAUCCAGUGAACAGUGAUUGCAAGCAAACACCGGCAUCAUAUAACCUUCUCAUAUCUUAAAAUAUUUGUAACCAUAAUAAGACUGAUUAUGAAAUCACCCUCCUCAUACACAGAUUGCCACCGAAAAGAUAACUUUCAUUAUACCGGUAUCCAUAUUCA
Molecule: messenger RNA, 2042 nt
Organism: Sycon ciliatum
Lineage: Eukaryota; Metazoa; Porifera; Calcarea; Leucosolenida; Sycettidae
Product: probable ATP-dependent RNA helicase DDX56
Exons: 27
Coding region: 90-1814 (574 amino acids)
Molecular function (GO): ATP binding; RNA helicase activity; nucleic acid binding
Source: RefSeq, a predicted model, not a curated record